Messenger RNA from Trichobilharzia regenti, 4286 nucleotides. Lineage: Eukaryota; Metazoa; Platyhelminthes; Trematoda; Strigeidida; Schistosomatidae. The record is from the annotation of a GenBank genome assembly.
CGUUGAUGUCUAUUGUUUUACCGAAUCAUGGUUAUGUUUUCUUGAUAACCGGGUUACAAGAUUCUCAAGGACAGAAUGUUCCAACUGGGUGGAUUCAUCGCGGCCUGUGUUUUGAUAUAAUUUAUGAAGAAUAAUAAUAUGACUUUGGCCAUUCCCAAGAAAUUGGAAACUAUUGCCAGUCACCAAUUGCAGAAUUGUGAAGAAGACUAUCAAUAUCCUAGAAAUGUGAAUUUAAAUGUAACUCCAAAAACAGUCGUCUCUCCUGAAAGUCCUGAUUAUUCUUUAUACUGUGGUAUUCGUCGUUGGCGUCCCUCUUGCUUGCGUAGUACUGGAAAUAUACAAGCUUUCCUCGCUGCUGCUUGCAUCAUAUCUUGUUUACAGGCUGCUUUUUCCGGCUAUACAAGUUCUCAAGUGACCACCCUUGAAAAACGUUUUGCGAUUGGAAGUAGUAUAAUAGGAGUUAUCAAUUCGUUUUUUGAAGUUGGAUAUAUUUUCUCUGUUAUAUAUGUCAGUUAUGUUGGAAGUCAUGGUCGAGUUCCUCUUUGGAUAUCAAUCGGUCUUUUUGCUAUGUCUAGUGGAGCAUUUUUGUGGUCCCUACCGCAUUUCAUCUUCUUUGAUAAAAAUAGAUCAAGCUCUGUUGCAUUAAGUGAACAACUCUGUGUUUUACCUACCAAUUCAAGUACUUGUACUCAAGGUUGUAAUGACAAGUUAAAUGAGUGUUCAGAAUCCUCAUCGAUGGGUUAUGCCUUUCUCCCUAUCUUUAUUACUGCUCAACUGCUAAUCGGUGCUGGUUCAAGUCCAAUUUUGACGCUGACUCCGCCUUUCAUCGAUGACCAUGUGCCCUCUUCCAAAGCACCUCCUAUGAUUGCUUCACAGUAUGCAGCAGCAGCAAUGGGCCCUGUUGUUGGUUAUGCAUUAGGAGCCUUUUUGUUACAAUAUCCAGCCGAUAUUUUAAGUUCUGACGCAUCUUUCACAAUUGGUCCUCACGAUCCCAACUGGAUCGGUGCAUGGUGGGCAGGAUUUAUUUUAUUGGGUAUUCUUGUUUUCAUCGGUGCUGUUAUUCUAUUAAUGUUUCCACGUAAAUUACAAGAAUUAUCUUGUUGUACAAAUCAGUUGAAAUCGAAUAAAUUAUCAACUAUUGAUGCCACAUUAGAUAAUGGUUGUAUAGUGAAUGAAACAACUCCUAUGAGGCAUCAGAAUAAUCAUGCAAGUACUGUAUUGGACAUUGAACCGAGUAAUGACGAUAGUUCUGAGUAUCAAAGUCCGUGGUCUGAUUUUUCUUCUUCGCGGCGAAGUCAACGUAAAAGUCAUAAUUGUAAUCCUCAUUUUCGAUGUCGAGCUUUCAAUUCAAAUCGGUCUUGGAUUGAUUUCACUGGUGUACUUGGUUCACUUCUUCGAAAUCGAAUUUAUAUUAUGGUCUGUUUAUGCAUUAGUUCAGAGAUGUUUAUUGUUAUCGGAUUUGCAUCAUUUCUACCGAAAUAUUUAGAAAUGGAAUUUCGUAUUAAUAAAUCAACAAGUAGUCUUAUAGCUGGCGGUCUUAUUGUACCCUGUGGUGCAUUCGGUAUUUUAGUCGGUGGCCUUAUACUUAAUAGAUUUCAGUUUCGUCGUAUCGGCGCUAUCCGGUUCGUCCUUGUUGUAAAUUUAAUUAUAUUGGCUUGUAUAUGCUCAUUUUUCAUUUUGGGUUGUAAAAAUCCUUCAAUUGCUGGACUUACAGUACCUUAUCCGGAGAAUCCGUCGUUUGCAUAUGAAAUGUCAUCAGGAUGUAAUGUUGGUUGUUCGUGUGAUAAAAAUGAAUGGUCUCCAGUGUGUCAUACACCUUCGGAUAUCACAUAUAUAUCACCUUGUUAUGCUGGUUGUACACAACGAUUUCUAUCGAACACUUCCCAACAAGAGUUUCACAAUUGUUCUUGUACAUUACAAUCCAGUAAUCGUAAUAAUAUUUCAUACACCACCAGUAGCAGUAUCUGGGGUAUUACAAAACUUGGUGAAUGUGAUCUACAGUGUAAUCGUCUUAUACCAUUUGUUAUUGUAUUAACUUGGUUAUUAUUUUUAACUGGUGUUAUACAAAAUCCUUUAUUAAUGGUUACAAUGCGUUCAGUUGGCCAUAAUGAACGUUCAUUUGCUUUAGGCUUGAAAUUUGUCAUUGUGCGCUUUUUAGCUAAUUUGCCAUCUCCAAUAGUAUUUGGUCGUGUAAUUGAUGGUGCAUGUCGUUUUUGGCGAAGUGAAUGUGGUCGUCAAGGCGAUUGUGCAUUCGUUGAUGUACGAUAUUUAAAUUUAUAUAUGACAGGUCUUGGAAUAAUUGUCAAAGGUUCUGGUCUUCUCCUGUACUUUAUCUUGCUAUACUUUCUUCAUCGUGAUAAACUAAAAAAUAAUCGUGAUGACAUGACAAAUGAACCAAAACCUUUAAAAUGUGAAACACAACCAACAAAACAAUUGCAUGUUAUUCCCAUUGAUAGAUAAUAAUCAAUAAAUCAAUUAGUCAAUUAAUCAAUCUAUCCAAAUCAUGGUUGAAUAUGUGUACAUUUUUUAUUUCACCUUUCAUACUACGAAGAGUACCCCUUAGUCUGCCUUUCGUUUUUUUAUAUAUUAAAAAUGAACAAAUAAACAAACGAAGAAUACUCUUAUUAAUCUUGAAAAAAGACAGACGAGUUUGCAUUUUGUGUAUGUGUGUGUAUGAAUGUGUAUUUCACUCUUCAUUUAUCAACUCACAGAUUGUAUGUAUGUGAUACUGUGAGUGUGUGUGCGUGCGUGUAAAAAUUGUAUUGAUACAAUCUCUCCCCUCUCUUUUUUCUUCUUUUGUUAACUGCUGCUGAUGCCCUUCCCCCCCCCCAUCCUACGAUCUGUUAAAUACUCACACCUUUGCUCUAUUAUCCUAUUGACAUCGAAGAAUAACAAGAAUGCCACUGCCGUCGUUGUUGCCACUAUCAACAGCGACAGUGGUGCACUUCCAAUUUGUUAUGCCAAUUUAGCUAUUUUAUCGUUUUCUUCUGAUAAAAAUUGAGGAGGUGUGUGUGUGUGGGGGACGGAAACAAUUUUCCCAUAUAUUUAUUUAUAUUUCAUUUUUAUAUUGAUGAUACAUUUAUUAUUUUCAGUUUCUUGAAGACACCAGAAAACCUUUCUGCCUUAUUACAUAUACCUACAUCCAUCCACCCACCGACACACACACACGCACGCAUACUAGCUGCAUACAUUACUUUCAUAUUCACAUCGACAAUGUAAUAAAACAUUCAUUAUUCCCUGUAUCAAUCUUUUUUACGUUGACUAAUUUUCUCUCUGUAUUCAACUGCUCAUGUAUCCGUUUUGGUUUUUGAAAGAAAAAAUGAAGAAGGUGAGGAUAAAUAAACCAAAAUGAGGUCAAGUUGUAUUGCACAAUCAUCAUUUAUCCGGCUAAUAGUAGUAUCAUUAUUCUACACAUAUAUGAAAUUAUACUAUUUCGAGUCAGAUUUUUAAAAAUUAACUUAUAUCAAAGAGGUUGCCUGUCUGUCUACACACUUAUUUUUGUUUAAUGUAUAUCUACUAUUUUUAUGUUUGCUUUUGCUUCCUGGCUUGCUUGUCUGUUCGUUUGACGACGAUAACACCGUUGUUCAUUUCUUCCCUACUCACGUGUUACUAAUUUUUCUGACUUCGAUCUUCUUCACGACUUUAUUUGAUGAUUGUGUUCAACUCAUUAAAACUUGAUUGAUGAAUAAUUGGGGGGGGGGGAGGUGGGGGACAUCCCCCUGCUUCUUUUCUUUUUUGUUUCGUUUUGUUUUUUGUCUAUUUAACUCUUCUCAUUUGUCUUUUUGUUUUUGGGGACAACAAAGAGAAGAACCGUCUCUCUCUCUCUCUCUCUGUUCCUCUAUUUAUUGUUCUCCUUCUGCCUUUUUUUCCCUUCUUCUUCUUCAGUUGAACCUGUGUAUGUAUAUUUGCAGACUAUUUUCUUUUUUUAUUUCUGUCUCUCCUCCCUCUCUUUGUGUGUAUAAUACGCUUACACAAAUCUAUGUGUGUGUGUGUGUGCGUAUUUGAGGGUGUACGUGUUUCUGUGCAUGUUUCUGUGUACAUAUAUAUGUAUGUGUGUGCAUACAAAUGUGAAUUUUUAUUUUCAUUACUAUAACCUGAUGCAAAGAGAGUAUUUAAAAAAAUAGAGAGAGAAAGUGUUAUCAAAUUAUGUACAUUUUUUGUUUAGAAAAAAUGAAUCCCCUGUCGUACUCAUCUCCCAUUGUUCGUUUCUGUGUGUGUGUAUGUAUGCCGUGUGUGUCCCGUGUAUAUUCAUUAGGUAUUGAAUAUAAUAAGUAGGGGAUGCGAUG